Messenger RNA from Saccostrea echinata, 1168 nucleotides. RefSeq names its product tRNA N(3)-methylcytidine methyltransferase METTL6-like. Bases 83 to 1084 code for a protein of 333 amino acids. NCBI's taxonomy places the organism in Eukaryota, Metazoa, Mollusca, Bivalvia, Ostreida, Ostreidae. The record is from RefSeq and is a predicted model, not a curated record. The transcript has 5 exons.
GCAUUAAUUGAAUGAUCAAGUAUAUUUUUAGAUUUUUUGGCUAGGAAAAAAAAAUUGUGGAAAAUUGUCAUCUCAAAAUAAAAUGGAUAACAAGUGUAAUUUAGGAGAAAGAAAUGAGUUAAAUGAAAAUUCAUCUCAUAAUUCAGAGCAAAGUGUAGACGACUCAUUAGCAGAUUCUGUAGAUGUUCAUUUAAAGAAAAUGACAGUCACAGACUCAAAAGUAGAAGUUGACAAAUCUGAGAUGUUAGCCAGCAAUGACUGCGAGGAGAAUUUUGGUCACUCUGCUAGAACUCUCACACCGGAGGAAAUUGCUAAACUGAAAAAAGAUGUAACCUGUGUGUCCGAUUUUAAACAGAACAAGCUUGAGAAAGAAGCUCAGAAAAACUGGGAUCUAUUUUAUAAGAGAAACACCACAAAGUUCUUUAAGGACCGCCAUUGGACAAAGCGGGAGUUUGAUGAUCUAUGCGCCUUGGAAACAGAGACAGGUCAGAGGAUAAUACUGGAGGUAGGCUGUGGGGUGGGGAACUUUAUCUGGCCACUGCUACAAGAGGACAAAUCUCUCUUCUUCUAUGCCUGUGAUUUCUCUCCUAGAGCUGUACAGUUUGUGAAGGACAAUCCUGAGUAUGACUCGACUCGAUGCUCUGCCUUCCAGUGUGACAUCACAAAGGAUGAUCUGAGUGUGACCAUUCCUCAAGACUCGGUAGAUGUGGUGUCUAUGAUCUUCGUCCUGUCAGCUAUCCAUCCAGACAAGAUGGAGGCAGCUUUAUCCAAUAUCAUGAAGGUGAUGAAGCCUGGAGGCAAUCUGUUAUUCAGGGACUAUGGUCUCUAUGAUUAUGCCAUGCUGAGGUUCGCGUCAGGUCACAAGCUGUCGGAAAACUUCUAUGUCAGACAAGAUGGAACCAGGGCUUACUAUUUCUCUACAGACAAAUUGUUAGAUCUUGUGAAGAGUGUUGGAUUUGAUAUGACAUUGAGUCAGUGUGAGUACAUACAAAGAGACACAGUCAAUAAAAAGGAGGACUUGUGUGUCCCUAGGAUAUUUGUCCAGGGGAGGUUCAUCAAACCAAAGUCACCAGAACACAGCUAAUUCAGUGUGUAUUUAUAGUGUUUCUAAAUUUGACAUUAAAUUGUGUCUGUAGAAGAGUCUAUGAAAAUAAUGGAUGUAUUUGCA